Molecule: messenger RNA, 3621 nt
Organism: Perca flavescens (yellow perch)
Lineage: Eukaryota; Metazoa; Chordata; Actinopteri; Perciformes; Percidae
Gene: thsd4
Product: thrombospondin type 1 domain containing 4
Exons: 18
Coding region: 282-3206 (974 amino acids)
Biological process (GO): extracellular matrix organization; proteolysis
Cellular component (GO): extracellular matrix
Molecular function (GO): metalloendopeptidase activity
Source: RefSeq, a predicted model, not a curated record
UCACCAUGAUGACCAAGGUCUGGGGUUUCUACUGCGCCAGGACUUGAUUCACAACUCUGGAUACGGAUUUGCUGACUUAAAUGGCUUAGCACAAAGUCUCUGUAGGGAAAUCCUGAAUUUCCACCUGGAUUAAAGUUUCGAACAGUGAGGAUACCUGCGCUUGGGAAUGAAUCUGUGAACGCUACCGUGGAGGACACACUAAUUAGAAAGUACAGUGAAGUAGCAAAUAUUUCACCGUACCCGCAUCAUUGACAGUGUCCAACUUUAAGAAUCCAGGAGCUAUGCAGGCAGCCUGUGUCUGGAUUGUCAGAGCUUCUGUCCUCCUGCUGUUGCUUUGGUCAGACCUCCUGGACUGCCAGCACACAGGUGACCACAGGAAGGUGACUCAGAGGGCAGAGCGCCAACAGGAGUUCAGGGCAGAGCAUGGAGAAAUUCAGGGCUCCUGGGGCGCCUGGGGGCCCUGGUCAACCUGCUCCCGGACCUGUGGAAGAGGGGUACAAGAGCAGAGCAGGCCUUGCCUGCCUGUUUACACUCCAUCCCAAUACCCCUCUAGAAGAGCUGGUGUUCACCCCCAGCAACCAGGCCACGUCAUUUCAGCCCUGCGGCCAACAGUUCCUCUGCACCACAACGCAGGCAGGUCCUCAAACAGCAGCAGCCGGGGAGAUCAGAAGAGGGCGAAGGAGACCCGGCUUAGUGGACGCAGGAGGGUCACUCAGAUCAUCCCGGGGAGGUAUGGCUACGGGAGAGCUCCUUAUGUUGCUCCUCUUCAGGCGGACACAGGCCAGGGCUCAGGGACGGCUCGCCCUCACAGACGGAGACGCUCUGCUGCAGCUGAUGCCCACCACCCUACCACUAGUGGUCGCGGUGGCCAAAGGUCAAACAACCUGGACCCCUCCAACAACCUCCAUCACUAUGGCAGACCCUACAUGCAGCCCCGGGCACAGCAGCCCAAAAAUAACCAAGUCUGGGCCCCCCUCUACCAGCCUGGUUUGGCCAACCAUGCUCAGGGCCAGCAGGAGCCACAUUCGAGCAGCCAGACAUCUGGACCACAGCAGCACCCAGAGAGACCCUACAACCCCCUGCCUAGUUCUUUCUGCACAGGGGAACAUGCUCACUACAGGAUCUGCAACAGUAAUGCCUGUCCUCCAUCCAGCAGACAUAUCAGGGCUGUUCAGUGUUCUUCAUACAACAACCAACCUUUCAUGGGCAGAUUGUACGAGUGGGAACCUUUCAAUGAGGUUCCUGGGGAUCAGCAUUGUGAACUGAACUGCCGGGCUAUAGGGUUCAGGUUCUACGUGCGACAGUCGGAGAAGGUGAUCGAUGGGACGCCAUGUGGGCAGAAUGAUACUUCUCUCUGCGUGGCGGGAAAGUGUUCGGAUCUAGGCUGCGAUGAGUACCUCGGAUCAGGGAAGGCGAUGGACAAAUGUGGAGUGUGUGGAGGCGACAACACAACCUGCAGGCUGGUCUCUGGAGUGUUUAAACACAGUUUAACCAAGAUUGGCUACCACAAGAUAGUGGAGAUCCCAGAGGGAGCCACCAAGAUCAACGUCACAGAAAUGGUGAAGAGCAGAAACUAUCUAGCUCUCCGAAGCCGAUCGGGGCGAUCCAUCAUUAAUGGAAACUGGGCUAUUGACCGACCAGGGAAGUAUGAGGGAGGGGGGACUAUGUUCACCUACCGCCGACCCAACGAAAUCAGAAGCACAGCUGGGGAGUCCUUUCUUGCUGAAGGACCCACCAAUGAGAUCCUGGAUGUUUAUAUGAUCUUCCAGCAGCCAAACCCUGGUGUCCACUACGAGUACCUUCUCCCCUCUGAACAAACGGUCGUCCCUCAGCAACCAAACCACAGACCAGAUGCAGGGAACACUGUGAAUGGACAGGGUGGAUACGACCAUCACAGCAACACUCACCAAAAAAACUUCAAUCCAGCAGGUGGUGGGUGGGACCCUCCUCGUCUCCCAGACAACCAGGUUCCUGCCGUACAGCCACCCAGACAGGAGAGAGAGUACAACUGGAAACUGGCUGGUGCUACAGAGUGUAGUGCCUCUUGUGGUAAAGGAUUCAGAUACUCCAUCUUUCACUGUGUCUCCCGGCUGAACCAUGGCCAGGUAUCAGAUGCUCUUUGUGACAGCAGCAGUAGACCGACUCCGCAGGAAGAGGCCUGCAACUUGCAGCCCUGCCCAGCCUUCUGGGAUAUUGGCGAGUGGUCAGAAUGCAGUAAGACCUGCGGCCUGGGCAUGCAACACCGUCAGGUCCUGUGUCGCCAGAUUUACGCCAACCGCACCCUCAACGUCCACACGAGUCGCUGCCGACACUUGGAGCGGCCCGAAAUUGCCACUACUUGCCAGCUGAAGAUCUGCAGUGAGUGGCAGAUACGCUCUGAGUGGACCACUUGUUCGGUGCCAUGUGGGCUGGGUCAGAGAUCACGGGAGGUCCGCUGUGUCAGCAACAUAGGCGACUUUGUUCCUGAUGAAGAGUGCAACAUGAAUCUGCGGCCCAUCGAUGUAGAGAACUGUGACAUGGGAUCCUGUGCCAAGAGCUGGUUCUACACUGAGUGGGGCAAUAGGUGCUCAGCUGAAUGUGGGAUGGGUGUACGGACGCGGGGAAUCGUCUGCCUGACCAACCACAUCAGCAGCCUUCCUCUGGAGGGGUGUGGCAGCGAGCGGCCCGCAGAUUCUCAGGUCUGCAACAACGGCCUCUGUGAGAAUCGCAUCGAGUGGUUCACAGGCCCCUGGAGCCAGUGCUCUGCAGAGUGUGGCGCAGGCAGCCAGCAUAGGUCAUUGGUGUGUCUGAUAAAGUCAGAUGAGGGAUUCAACAUCAUGCCACCGUAUGAGUGCUCCUCACUGGAUCGGCCCCUCAGCCAGCAGAGCUGCAACCUCAAGGCCUGUGGAGCAAAGUGGUACCACACUGACUGGAGUGCUUGUUCAAAAACAUGCGAGGGAGGUUUCCGUGUGCGGGAGGUGCGUUGCCUGUCUGACGACAUGCUGUCCAGUGAAGGCUGCGACCAGCAGCUGAGACCGGCAGCCAAGGAGGACUGCAACCCAGAGCCCUGCAUACCUAGCAUAGAUGAAAACUGCAGAGACAAAUACUUCAACUGCAAUGUGGUGGUCCAGGCUCGCCUUUGCGUGUACGAUUACUACAAGACGACGUGCUGUGCUUCGUGUUCACGAGUAGCUCACAGACAGUUGAUUCAUCUGGGCCGCAGCUAGCACUCUCUACCAGGGUCCCUCAGCUCCAUGUUGGGCAAGACUCAAUAGCCGCUGCAGGCACUUUGCUCCUGGGCCAGCCAGGGGAGUGGACCAUGCUGGACCUUGGCUUAAAUGAACACUUGUUUUGACUGCCAAGGAUGGAAACUGAAGAAGGAACAUCUCUGUUGGUUCAUUUAGAGACAGCUGUUGGGAGAAAGGAAUACCUGAGAAAAGUGGAGGACAGGAAUCCACUCACUGGAUAAACAGAGCGCUGGAGGGGUGACAGAUCAGUAGCACACCGAGGAAGCUACAAAACACUUUAUGGAUUUUAACUGCCACGUUUGAUAUAAAGAAUCCAUCUGUUUUUGUUUCAAGGCGAGCAGUUUGCAGCUGUCUUUUACCUAUAAUGGCUGUUGUGUAUUACAUGAUAUGAAGA